ACUACCCCCACCCUUUUAACUGAGCUCCCCUAGCCAGUGCAAAUCUCGGACGGACGCAUGUUUUCUUAAGGGAUUCUUGCCGAAUAUAACGUGAAAGCUUGAAGAGAAUAAAGUGGAGCUGAAUCUUACGUAACGUAACGUACAAAGGACUAAUUCUGAUCCAUAAGUCAGCUGAAAAUGGAAUCCGGAAACAAUUUACCUGAUGUGGAUAAUUACCUUUGUGGUGAUCAUCAGCAAUUUUGCGUGUCAUGGACUUCCCACCAGUCUAACAUGCAUAAUGCAUUUCCAAAAUUGUUGAGCUCCGAACAGUUUGUUGACGUCACGUUGGCCUGUGACGGCGGCUCUAUAAAAUGUCACAAGGUUGUACUAUCUGCCUGUAGCGAUUAUCUAGAGCGACUGCUUCUGGAUAUUCCCUGCACUCAUCCAAUAAUUUUUCUACGCGACAUGAGAAUGUGGGAACUUCAGGCGCUCGUUGAAUUCAUGUACCGUGGAGAGGUUUAUGUCGCACAACAGCAAUUGACAAAGCUGAUGCAAGCUGCCGAAGCUUUACAGGUACGCGGUCUAUCGAAUCAAGGAAAAGACAACCCGGACCUGAAUGCUGAAUCCAGUUCCCAGCAAUCAAAUAAUCUUGAGACGCCAACAAUUCCGACAAAACAAAUAACAAUCGACAAUAUCAAAAUUGAAGAUACACCAAUGAUGGCUGCAAAUAAUGCCAAUCUCCUCGAGUGCACCCCGACAAUUGGAUCUCUUCAAGUGACUCCUUCUGCAGCACCCAUCGCAACUCAAAACUCUCAGAAUUCUGUUAACAUGGAACACACCGAGGCACUCCACCACUUGGAAAAAGCAUUGAGUGCUUGCGAAGCAACUCUCACCGAGACUCCGGGACUGGUGAAGAUGGAGCCGGAUGAACAAUUCAACCAUGAUCAGAAACCAUACACUAUUAGCAUGGUCCGUGCUACUAACUGCACACCAGGCAGCCCGUUUCCAGCAAUUGAAGGCUACCAAAGACGACAGCGCCGUUCCGAAGAAGAACUGAAACAAGCAUCCGACAUGGUCGCACGUGGUAUGACGUUCCAAGUUGCUUCAGAAAAAUAUAACAUCCCAAUUAGUACGAUCCGUUUCUACAUGGUACGCAAGGGAAUCUUACAGAGGAGGAAACGUGGACGCGGAUCCAAUAGUCUUGGAAUGAACAGUCAACCAGGUAGUCCUGCGAGCCCACCGUUUCACAUGAUGAACUACCGAUUGCCGGAGAGUCUGAACACCAGUUUACCUUAGUGCUAUCCUAAAAAGUAGUGAGAUCUUAGAUUACAGUUAAGUCAAAUUGAUUGAUUUCCAACAUCUUGGAGCUGUUCCAGACUAAUUUUUCAUAGGAAACUCACCACUUCUUGGAGGUCGUGUCAUUUUAGGUUACUGAUACACAGUUAAGAUGGUAAAAUCUAAGAUCAUUACGGAGAAAUAAGAAUUCAGUGCGGUGAUUGAGAACGUAAAUGUAAAUUAAAGGAUGCUCUAUUGAAUUGUCUUAGCGAGAGGUGAAGUCCUGCACUAUUGUGCAUCAGGCAUGAGCUAUGUUACUCUAAAUGAUUUCUGAUUUUUGGUACUAUGUUGCUUUCAUGAAUUCAAAAUUAUUAGACGUUCAAUGACUGGAGCACAAGACUGUAGAUUUAAAAAUGAGAGAUUAUUUGCCAGAUUUAUUAAUCCAUUUUCUAGGCGUAAGACUACCUCUGUAUUUCGAUGACGCUCUAUUGACAAAAUGUCUAGGUUUGUCAAUUCCCGUUUAUCGAUGGUAAAUAGUUUACUACUUUGUUAACGAAUUUCGUUAACAGAUUUUGUACAGCUUUACUAUCGGCUCAACACAUUGCUUUAUGUACUUACUCAGAACAUAAUUUUUCUUAUGUUUUCAUAUCUUUGAUUUAUUUGAUUUUUUUUUUUUUUUAUUGCUCAAAUUGUAAAUUAUGAUUAUGACAGUUACUCUCUUUCGUACAUUGGUAUUAACAAUGAUCCAUUUUCAGUUCUUACAUUUUCUUUUGUUAUAAUAUUAAAAUGACUAUCAUUUGCUUCACUCAAUCGUUGCCUUAUGAAAUAAGUUACUAUUCGCAAUUAGAAAUCAUCAUCAUAGGAUUUACGCUAGCAAAAAUUUAAGGCAACUACUGAAAAAGAACAACACGUUUCUUCCCAUCGCGUAUUAUCAACUAGACUAUUUUCGUAGAAAUAAAAAAAUCUGACAUAUAUGUUGGAGCUAAUGAUAAGUUUACUAGUUAAUAGUUCAUGCUUGGAGCCUGAAAUAGUCGAAAAUAAUAUGCCUCACUCUCUAUUAUGAGUCUCGAACAGCUCGCGUAUGUAUAUACUCAUCGUAAAAAAUGUUUUUCAGAUUUACUGCAUUAAUUUUAUUCGAGACGGUGAGUUCUCAUCCAUCACUGGUCCAUUCGUGAUCAUAUAAUUCGUCAUUCGCUCAACUAUUUCACUCAUAGUCAAAACCCAAUGCAGGACACUGAAGUGCCUGUAUAGUUGAAUUUCAGGUUCGAAUUAUUACAUGUUUUAUCUCGUGAAAAGCCAAUUGGUUUAAGUUAAGUCUGGAAAAUACUUAUACGAUGUAUUUUGGUCCAGUUUCAGUCUUGAACUUGGUUUACAGGAUUAUAAAUCAAAUUUGAAUGAGAAAUCCAGGUCUAUGAAGCUUUGAGAGAUAAAAAUGCACCUUAACAUGAUGCGAUAAAUGCUACUUUAUCAUUCCUCUGUAUACAACGUAUUAAGAAAUUGAACAAUGCAGUGACUGACGAUAAAGCCUGAAAAUUGCUUUUGUGAUACUGACCAUAUAUUAAUGAUUAUACUAACAGAACUAAGUUUGAGACUGGAGAUACUGGGAAUACUUAAUUAAUUAGUAAUAACUUAGUAACCGCAGCCCCCGUAUCCUUAUACAGAUAUUUUUGUAGGCACUUUAUCAUGAAAAGUGAGUUCUUUCUGGCCAUUUCUCAUAAACUAUGCAAAUACACUGAUAAAUAUAUUGUUAAAUUAUAUGGUAACGAGUAAUUAGAUCGAUAUUCUUUCAGAGAUAACUGUUUAGCUUUCAUAGGCGCCACGAAAAAAAUGAGGAAUCAUGACAUAAAGUAAAUUAAUCAAUGCUUAUUACGCAAUAGUGUACAAACAUAAAGUUUUAAAUAGAGGGUAGAAAGAAGAAAACAAAAUAAUUUUACCAUUUUUAACAAAAAUGAUGGAAGAAAGUCAUGAUUAUAAUUUUUUAUCUAUCAUUUUUGUUGAAGUUGGUUUGGCCUUUCAGAAAAGUUUUGUCUAAUAGGCAAUAAUAAUGACAACAUUUGAAGUCGUAGAGAGCGAUGUAUUGCCUUUGUUAAAUAGCAUUUUGAUAGAAUCAUAUUUUUCCAUACUAUGCAAUAAAAUCGACCCAUAUUAGUUGAGAGUGUUUUACAGGUAACAGUGCUGAACAAAGGACCAUAUACCAAAUUAUUUUCAAACUAUUUGACGAUAGUAAUUUAUUUUAGAAAGCUUUCAAAAAGCAUUUACAACGUUACAUAAUUCACAGCAAUGUAAUCCGCGAUUACGCACCAUUAAACGAGCUAAGCAGUCAUGUCAAGCAACAGAAAUAAGAUUAUGAUACGUUUUGUGUUGUUUCGCAUAUAACUGUCGUAGAAAAAUUGAGACAAAGAAAAUAUUUGGGAGAAAAGUUAUUCGUCAUUUUGCGCUUAUGUUUACUGUUUUAAUGAAAUUAAGAAUUCUUAUAGUAAUUUUUUCACAUAAACUAAAAAUACAUUUGUAAUGUUUGGGACAUUCCAUGUUAAAUCGACCUGGGUCUGACCGUUGACCUGUCCGAUUUGGCUCGGGAUUAUUUUAUAUAAUUGCUUUGACUCGAAGGCACUAGUUUUUUCGAAAUUUUUCGAAUUGAUUUGAAUUAGUCGCUAUAAAUUUUGAAAACUAUUACGUUGAUCGACACAAUUUAAAAACUUUUUAACAUUAGAUUUUUCGGCAAAAUCUCGAUUGUCAUAUCCCAAAUAUCCGAUCUUAUUUUUUAUUCCGGUUGAUAUGUACCAAAUGCCAAUAUAUGCGUCGACGAACGAGGAAUGUCAGUUUUAGUGUGAGAAAACAAUCAACUCACAAAAAUCGGUCAGAAUUAAUUUAUCUCAAGUGUUACAGUUUACCGUGGUUUUACGAUAAGUGAAUCGAAGAAACGAUUUCCGAUUCCAUGUUCAGCACUUCUUCUGUAUACUCUUAGGUACAAAUUAUUGUCCUAAGCUUCCAGUCAACAAAGGUUUUAUGAAGAUUAUUGAACCCAGUAUUUCAAACCAAUGAAGAAUAAUUAAUUCUUUAACGGCAUACAUAACGCAUUUGUAAGAUUAGCAAAAAUGUUGAACCAGUAAGGUUCACAGUGUUUGUGUCUUUAUUUUCUAGCGGUAAUCCGUGUCAUACUCAUGUGUAUAAUAAUAUUUCAUAACGUGUAACUAAACAACAAUCAAAUAAGCGUGGAAAAUACUUAACGAUUAUUGUCAAAGCCGCUAUUAGGAUAUACUAUAUGCAUAUUUAGCCAUUUUUUAUUAUCCUAAUUCUAUUUAAUUUCUAUCAUUUAUUAUUUAUCAAUUACCCAUUUCUACCGAGUUAGGUAUUAUUAUUUGUAGAGACUACUACAUUUCGCAGCUGAAAAUUCUGGUUCGAUGCUUUAUUAAUCAUUUCCGUAAGUGUAUUAUUCAGUUCCAAACUUCGGUUCAAUCACUAAAGCAAGGAAUCUGGCUGAAGUUCCCUCUCCCGUGUCAAUUCAUGUUUAAUCAAAUGAUCUUUCGGGCCUAAUCAUGUUUCAUUGAUAUUGACUUCAUAAAUCUGGAUUAGUUGUAAAAUAACAAUCGCGAAAAAUGGAACAUAGAAUGAAGUAUUUACAGAGCAUUAUUUCCAAUGUCUCACUUUUUUAGAAAUAGUCGUCAGAAAGUUUUUUUAAUUGUCAGAAAAAAUCGUCUUUUUCAAAAAUGAAAAUGUUCCUAUGUCAAAAAUUAAAACUGUCUAUAAAACUCAGAAAAAUUACCCAAUUGAUGGUAAAUGUUACAAAAUUAUUUUAUUCUUGGCUCCACCGUUAUAAUUGAAUAUAUACGUCGAUUUGGCCAACAGGUAUCAUACUAUUAUUAUUUGAUAACGAUUUGUCAUAUCUGUACUUGCCACAUCUGCUUUAGUCUGAAGUCUGCGAAAUUUGUGUCACACUGGAAACAUUAGUUAGUUGAUUGUACAAUUGUUACUACAUCACGAAUAAUUCGGGAUAUAAUUCCGUUACGCCUAUGUAUUUUGAUAUCAUAAUUCGCUAUUAUGAAUCCCCGAUCAGGUAUAUAUUAUAGAUAUAUAAAUAUCCAUUAUGUUUCUGUUCAAGUGAAUAUUCUACUCUAUAUAGAAAUUUACCAAUUGUAGAAAAAUCUUUUUUUUUUAGAUCAUUAGCCAUAUAAGUUGCCAGCGAUGUUUUUAGCAGCUAAAGAGGAAGAAAAAAAAAAAAAAAUUGCCAGAUUCUUGAAAUCAAAGUAUUUUCCGUCAUUUUUAUGAAAUGAUGAUUAACGUUUUAAGAAUAUAUGAUUACUUAAUUUUAGGAUGCGUAAGAUGUCUUAGUGAAGCAUGCUUCGAAUUAGAAACUUAGAGCAGCAGUAUGAUAAUGAUGAUAAUAAUAAUAAUAACAAAUAAUAAUAACUAUAAUGAUGAUCCCGUUAAUGAUGACGAAGAUGAUGAUGAUGGUUAUUAUUAGUUACAAAGUAAGGCAUUUAUUAAGUGCAAAGUAUUUCUUAAUAAAAGUAAUCACAAAAACAA
Messenger RNA from Neodiprion fabricii, 5778 nucleotides. RefSeq names its product broad-complex core protein isoforms 1/2/3/4/5-like. Gene Ontology annotation, molecular function: DNA binding; protein binding. Gene Ontology annotation, biological process: regulation of transcription by RNA polymerase II. The coding region runs from base 178 to 1275 and encodes 365 amino acids. Lineage: Eukaryota; Metazoa; Arthropoda; Insecta; Hymenoptera; Diprionidae. Gene Ontology annotation, cellular component: nucleus. The transcript is spliced from 4 exons. The record is from RefSeq and is a predicted model, not a curated record.